Molecule: messenger RNA, 2548 nt
Organism: Cuscuta europaea
Lineage: Eukaryota; Viridiplantae; Streptophyta; Magnoliopsida; Solanales; Convolvulaceae
Source: the annotation of a GenBank genome assembly
UUGGAUGUUACUAAAAAAUACAUAAUCAUAUAUCCACUCGUUCAGCUAUGCUCCAUUAUUUCUUCAUUCCUUCCUCCACGCCCAAAUUACUUUUCCUUGCCGGACACGUAUACCCGAUUCGAUUGAAGGGGCUGCUAAAGUGAAUAGUAAAGGAAAAGAACACGGGAGGCACGUAGCUUUGGGCGAAGAAGAAUUUAUCAGAAUCGGUGAUGGAAAAUUGCAGCUUAUUGGUUCAGAUGUGCAUCGAAGCGGCCAGUGAGAACCGUGAUGUCAUCGAGGUAUGGAGGAGACAGCGGCGCACUCUGGAGCGCUUGCCUUCUCACCUUGCCAACCUUCUCCUCCACCGCCUGCUCCGCCGCCGUCUCCUCUUCCCUUCUUUACUCGAAGUUUUUAAGUAUUGUGUGGAUGAAGUAAACUUAAAAGGAGAGAGCAUGGUGGAUGCAGAAUGGAUGGCAUAUUUAGGUGGCUUCCACUACUUGCAGACAUUGAAUCUGUCCAAUUGCCGUAAAAUAAGCAGUUCCUCUAUAUGGCCUUUAACAGGCAUUUCAAACUUGAAGGAACUGGACCUCUCUAAUUGCUUAAAGAUUACAGAUGUCGGAAUUAAGCAUCUUAUAUACAUUCCAAUGUUGGAGAAGUUGUGGAUUGCAGAAACAGGUAUAACUGCAGAGGGGGUUAUACUUCUCAGUUCACUAACAAAUUUAUCUGUUUUGGAUUUGGGCGGACUACCUGUAACUGAUGCAGCUCUGAGCUCUCUACAGGCUCUUACUAAGCUGCAACAUUUAGUCCUUUGGGGAAGCUUAGUAUCAGACAAAGGAGCUUCUAUUCUUAAAAGGUUCCAGGGGUUGAGUUUGGUGGAUUUAUCCUGGACGAAAGUUACAAGGUUGCCUUUUCUGCCCUCCCUUGCUUCCCUGAACAUGAGUAAUUGUGUUGUAGAUUCUUUAUUUCAAGAAGGCAAUAAAGUGACACUAGAAAGGCUUAUUCUAUCUGGAGCUACAAUAUCUGAUGUCUCUGAGGUCUUUCAAAAUGUUGAAGCCUCUAGCUUAUCUCUUCUGGAUUUGUCAAACUCGUUCAUUCAUUCCUUCGGGUUUUUGACGUGUAUGAAUGCCAUAACAGAAUUAGAUCUCAGUGGUUGUUGCAUCGGAGAUGAUUCAGCUGAAUACAUCACAUGCGUUGGAUCAAGUUUACGCCAUUUAAAUCUCAGCAAGACAAAAGUAAGCUCAGCUGGUGUGGCUGCCUUAGCUGGACAUGUUCCUCAUCUCGAAACUUUACAGCUGUCUUUCACUGCCAUUGAUGACAAUGCCAUCUCAUAUAUCAGCACAAUGCAUUUACUGAAGUCUAUCAGUCUAUGUGGUACAAAUGUCAAAGGUCUGAUUGACCAUGUGCAAUCUGAUGAAGGAUGGAACUUAUCACUGUCAGCAUUACACAGUCUAAAUCACUUGGAAAGGUUGAAUUUAGAGGAGACUCGAAUCAAGGAUGAGGCACUAGCUCCUCUGUCAAGCAUCUGUAAACUGAGCCACUUAUCUCUGCGAAGGGGACCCUUAACGGAUGCCUGCCUGUACCAUUUAUCAAAGAUUGAAAAUUUGACAAACCUUGGGGUUUGUGAUGUAGUUCUGACCAAUGCGGGGCUCUAUUCCUUCAGCCCCCCGUCAGGCCUAGAGGUACUUGAUCUCAGUGGGUGUUGGCUCAUAACAGAGGAUGCUAUCUUGUCGUUUUGUCAAGAGCAUCCUUCCAUUGAAAUAAGGCAUGAGCAUGCCCGCCGCAUUCUUCCCUCAGAAUACAAGCUCAAGAAGGAUAAACGACGACCCUGGCCAGUGCUUAAGUUAAAAAACGAGAGUUUCAUUGAUCAGAGGCUGAAAUACAGCAGGGAAGAAUUACUAGCCAUGAGAUUUGUGUCUUCAGCAUCUUUGUCAUCUAAUGCUAUGGCUGACAUCAGUCCUGUCCCGGUUGAUAGCACCUAGGGGCAUUCAUUCCAAUCAUUCGGCUUAACCUAACUGAUAUUUCACAAAAAUUCCCUUAUUUUUUGUCGGAAUACCAAAGCAAUAUAGAUCAUCAGUUUGGUUCAGCUAUUACAGAAGCAAUUCAGUUUGGUUUUUGUUAAAAUUGAGAACAAACAAAAAAACCAGCUUUCAAUGUUUGCUAUCAUUCCAGUCAAAAUCCAAAAAACUAAAGUUGUAGUAUUUGCAGUCUAAUCAAGUUUUGUAGUCUUUGUUGUUCCAAAAAAGGUGGAAUCUCCCAUCCCAGGAGCCCCCACACCUCGACCCGACAGAAUGGUGGUGUAAGUCGGGGUGACUCACUCGGCCCAAUCGUGGUAGGCCUUAUACCUGUGUGCACCAAAGGUCUAGUCCAGCUUGCAGGAGCUGUAACCGUCAAACGGCCGUCGUGGAUUUUGAUCUUUGGUCAUUGUUCCAAAUUUCUCAUCAUUGGACCAACUGAGCUACCCUUUACGGGUUCAAGUUAUGUCGUCUUAUUUUGGCUUUAUGGGGUCCUAAAAAAUGACACAUAAAAGCCAACUCGGCUCAUUUGAAUAAUAAUGAUAAAUCAAACAAUU